Molecule: messenger RNA, 4941 nt
Organism: Biomphalaria glabrata
Lineage: Eukaryota; Metazoa; Mollusca; Gastropoda; Planorbidae
Exons: 1
Coding region: 1-4941 (1646 amino acids)
Biological process (GO): DNA repair; telomere maintenance
Molecular function (GO): DNA helicase activity
Source: RefSeq, a predicted model, not a curated record
AUGGCUCUACAACGCAGCACUGAAAGUGAAAAUAGAAGGCAACAAAGACUUGGACAUAACAGGGAGAGGAAUUUCGCUGCAAGGCUGCAUGAAUCAGAAGAAGAGCGAUCCAGUAGACUACAAGAGAACAGAGAGAGAACUGUGACUUUAAGACAAAAAGAAUCAGAAGAAGAACGAUCCAGUAGACUACAAGAGAACAGAGAGAGAACUGUGACUUUAAGACAAAAAGAAUCAGAAGAAGAGCGAUCCAGUAGACUACAAGAGAACAGAGAGAGAACUGUGACUUUAAGACAAAAAGAAUCAGAAGAAGAGCGAUCCAGUAGGCUACAAGAGAACAGAGAGAGAAAUGUGACUUUAAGACAAAAAGAAUCAGAAGAAGAGCGAUCCAGUAGGCUACAAGAGAACAGAGAGAGGAAUGUGACUUUAAGACAAAAAGAAUCAGAAGAAGAACGAUCCAGUAGGCUACAAGAGAACAGAGAGAGGAAUGUGACUUUAAGACAAAAAGAAUCAGAAGAAGAACGAUCCAGUAGGCUACAAGAGAACAGAGAGAGAAAUGUGACUUUAAGACAAAAAGAAUCAGAAGAAGAACGAUCCAGUAGACUACAAGAUAACAGAGAGAGAAAUGUGACUUCAAGGCUGCAUGAAUCAGAAGAAGAAAGGUCAUCUAGACUUGAAUUAAGGCGUUUUAAUAGGUUAGCUGAAACGUCUGAACAUCAGCAAAUCAGGCUUUCUGGAAUUAAAAAUGCUACAAGUGUGUCACGGGCACGUGAACAACUGAGCGAUUUAAAAGGACUUGCCUUUAAUUACAACUCCCUAUACGAUUACUCCAAGCAUCCAAAAGUAGAACUAGGGAAAAUGAAUGUUCAAUGUAGACAUUGUCAUGCUUUAAAAUGGAGGGAAGAAACCCCCGGCAUGUGCUGUUCCAAUGGCAAGGUUAAACUGUCAUCUCUCCAGCCACCACCAGAGCCUUUAAAAUCUCUAAUGUCUGAAAAAACAGCCAAAGCAAGGCAUUUUCGUCAACAGAUAAGAAAAUACAAUUCGUGUUUCCAAAUGACAUCAUUUGGCGCUAAAAAAAUUCAAGAGCCUGGGUUUAUGCCAACUUUUAAGGUGCAAGGUCAAGUCUACCAUUCUAUUGGAUCAUUGUUGCCAUUGCCCAACGAGCGAGCUCAAUUCCUACAAAUAUAUUUUAUGGGAAACAGCAAUGAAGAAGCUUCGCAUAGAAACAUCCUGAUACCUAACACGCAACUUGACAUAAUAGUUGACCUGCAGCAGCUUCUACACCAACAUAACCCUUAUGUUCAAUUCCUUAAAACAAGUUUAGACAAAAUGCCAACUGAUGACUAUAAGGUAAUUAUUAGAGCUGAUAGAGUACCCAGUACAGAACAUCCUAGACGCUUUAAUGCUCCGAUUACUGAUGAGGUGGCCAUUGUGAUGGUAGGAAAUGAAUUUGGAAAACGAGAUAUAGUACUUGAGAGGAGGAACAACACCUUGCAAAGAGUUGCAGAGACUCACAGGUCAUACGAUGCUUUGCAGUACCCAAUCAUCUUUUGGCAAGGUGAAGAUGGAUACCACUUUGGAAUUCCGCAGGUUGAUCCUUUAACCGGAGUCCCUGUUCCAAAGAAGAAAGUGUCCGCAAUGGAUUACUAUGCAUUUAGGAUAAUGCAGCGAGAAGGCGAAGUCAAUCACAUCUUAAUGUGUCAACAUCUUUUCCAUCAAUACAUCGUAGAUAUGUAUGCUAAGAUUGAAAGUGAGAGGUUAUUGUUCAUUCGAUUAAACCAAAAGAAACUUCGAACAGACGAAUAUAUUCACUUGAAAGAUGCCAUUGAAAAUGAUGCCGAUCCAAAUGAAUUAGGUAAAAUGGUAAUUCUCCCUUCUUCUGUUACUGGUAGUCCCCGACACAUGCAUGAAUACACCCUGGAUGCAAUGACAUUUGUGCGUAACUAUGGUCGACCAGAUUUGUUCAUUACAUUUACGUGCAAUCCGGCUUGGUCAGAAAUAAAGGAGACACUAUUAGAUGAACAGAAACCAACUGACCGUCAUGACAUACUGGCACGUGUUUUUAAGAGAAAACUGGCAAAAAUGAUAGAAGUAAUCACAAAAUCGCAAAUCUUUGGUGAAACUAGAUGCUGGAUGUACAACAUUGAAUGGCAAAAGCGGGGCCUUCCACACUCCCACAUUCUCAUUUGGCUCAAAAAUAAAAUAAAACCCACUGACGUCGAUAGCAUCAUCAGUGCUGAGAUUCCGAACCCUCAAGAAGAUCCUCUACUUUUUGAUAUCGUGACAAAGAAUAUGAUCCAUGGUCCGUGUGGAGGUUUUAACAGUAUCUCACCCUGCAUGAUAGAAGGAAAAUGUUCCAAAAAAUUUCCAAGAAGAUUAAUUCAAGAAACGCAAUCAAGUGAAGAUGGAUAUCCAUUGUACAGGAGAAGGAAGCCAGGAGAUGGAGGAUACACCGCGAAAAUCAAGAAACUAAAUGGAAAUAUUUGGCAGGAAAUAAUAAUUGACAACAGAUGGGUUGUUCCUUAUAAUCCUCUGCUAAUUAAAAUGUUUUGUGCUCACAUUAAUGUAGAAUUUUGUCACUCAGUGAAAUCUAUCAAAUAUAUUUUUAAGUAUGUCAACAAAGGUAGUGACCAGGCGAUGUUCGGAUUGCACAAAAGUGGACCAAAUUUGGAUGAAAUUGAAUCCUUUCAAUCUGGAAGAUACAUCAGCUCCAAUGAAGCUGUUUGGCGGAUAUUGGGAUUCUCAAUACACGAACGUCACCCAACUGUGGUACAUCUUAGUGUGCACUUAGAAAAUGGUCAAAGAAUGUAUUUUGAUGCAGCUAGCUUAAAAGAAAAGUUACAGUCGCCACCAAAAUCUACCCUUCUUGCAUUUUUUGAGCUGUGUCAGAGUGAUCCUUUUGCGCAAACAUUGCUUUACUGUGACGUACCAAAAUAUUACACAUGGAAUACAUCCCAAAAAUGUUUCAGUAGAAGAAAGCAAGGUAUUGAUGUCAAAGAUCAUCCAGGAGUAAAAAUGAGUGAUGCCGUUGGACGAGUCUACACUGUGCAUCCAACAAAUGCAGAAUGCUUUUAUCUGCGCAUGCUCCUUCAUGUUGUAAAAGGCCCGACCUCUUUUACUAAUUUAAAAACUGUUGAAGGUGUGGUGUGCCAAACCUUUCGAGAGGCUUGCCAAAGACGAGGCAUGUUAGACAACGAUGAGCAUUGGGAAGCAGCUCUGGCCGAGGCUGCUCAGACAGGGACAGCACAGAGAGUACGCCAUCUUUUUGCUCUUUUGUUGACAACAUGUGGAUUAUCAAAUCCACUUGAUCUUUGGGAAAAGUAUAAAAAUGCACUGAGUGAUGACAUACUUCUACAAAAGAGAAGAGAAAAUCCAGAUAUUCUAAUUGAUUUUUCAAACAUAAUAUAUGAUGAGGCCUUGAUUGCCCUGGAAGACCUAUGUUUAACAAUGGCUGGAAAAGACCUGAAACAUGUAGGCUUAAAAUCACCCGAAAGAAAUGCUUUUUGCAGAGAAUUACUGCGUGAGCGUAGUUUUAAUAUUGAUGACCUUUCCAAUUUCAUCACUGAAAAUGAACCGAAAUUGGUGCCAGACCAAAGAAAAGCAUAUGAUACUAUACAAAAUUUAAUUACUGACAAGAAAGGUGGAAUAGUUUUCCUGGAUGCACCAGGGGGAACAGGCAAAACAUUCCUCAUUAAUCUUCUUCUUGCUAAAGUCAGGCAACAAAACAAGAUUGCACUUGCAGUGGCUUCAUCUGGUAUUGCAGCUACACUCCUUCAAGGGGGUAGGACAGCACAUUCUACCUUCAAGCUACCACUAAACUUGGCUCAUGGUGAUACUCCUGUUUGUGACAUAUCCAAAGACUCUGGCCAGGCAAAAAUUCUUCAGAUUUGCAGUUUAAUAGUAUGGGAUGAAUGUACUAUGUCUCACAAAAGGGCUCUUGAAGCAGUAGAUAUGUUAAUGCAAGAUUUGAAAAAUAGCAAAGCAUUAAUGGGCGGAGUAGUUGUCAUGUUAGCUGGUGACUUUAGACAAACCCUACCAGUAAUUCCAAAGUCAACUCCUGCAGAUGAGCUCAACGCCUGUCUUAAAGCUUCAUACCUCUGGAAGUAUGUCGAAAAAAUAACCCUUAAGACAAAUAUGAGAGUUCAACUUUCUGAAGAUCAAAAUGCUGCUAAUUUUUCUAAACAACUAUUAACAAUUGGAGACGGCAAAGUUCCCAUUGAUUCAAAUGGAUUUAUAAAUUUUCCUUCACAGUUUUGCAACAUAGUCAAGUCUCUCGAAGUGUUAAAAUCUUAUGUUUUCUGUAAUUUACCAGAAAAUUUCAGAAACCAUGAGUGGCUGUGUGAACGAGCUAUUCUUGCACCUACAAAUGACUCUGUUAAUAGAAUCAACAUCGACAUUUUAAACCAGCUGCCUGAUGAUUGCAAACUUUACAAAUCGAUUGACAGUACCUUAGACCCUGCACAAGCUUUAUAUUAUCCUGCAGAAUUUCUGAAUUCUUUGGAACCACCAGGACUUCCACAUCACAAUCUUCAACUCAAAAUUGGUGCUCCGAUCAUUCUCCUUAGAAAUCUUGAUCCUCCAAAGCUCUGCAAUGGAACCCGUUUAGUCAUUAAAAAUCUUUUUUCAAACCUUAUUGAAGGAACCAUUCUGACUGGCUGUGCCAAGGGAGAAGAUGUUUUUAUACCUAGAAUUCCUCUCAUACCAUCUGAUCUGCCCUUUGAAUUUAAGCGUUUGCAGUUUCCAGUUCGGCUCGCAUUUGCAAUGACAAUAAACAAAGCACAGGGGCAGUCACUGAAAGUUGCAGGAAUCAACCUGGAAUCCCCCUGCUUCUCUCAUGGCCAACUUUACGUUGCAUGUUCCCGUGUGGGUUCUCCACGAAAUCUGUUUGUAUUUGCUGCUGAGCACAAAACCAAAAACAUAGUAUAUCAACAGGCUUUAUGUUAA